AUGUCUCAAUCUGAAUUAGAGAUUUCUGAAAUGGAGAAGCGGUUCUACUUCCAGAAUGGACUUCGUGCUGAAACAGCUAAGAAGGUGAAAGAAUUCAUCGGCAAAAGUCAAUACGGGUCCAGCCACUUCGAAGCCAUCUACAAGCUCCAAACCACCCCACGGGAAUCCGAAAUAGUCGAUGGAUCGGAAAAUACUUCAAAAGGUGCUGGAUCAUAUCAAACGCAAUGUAAAUCGACCAAGGAAACCAAUCAUUAUGUGAGUGUGUCGUUCUACGUAAUUCUCGAAGUAAGUGCGUGGGCUUCGAAGCAGUCGGAACUGCCGACCGCAGUGUCUAGUUUUGUAGACAAUGGCAGCAGUCUAAACGGAGUCAUUGAAGAAUUAGCAAAUCAACUUCAGCUGGACAUUAUUGAACAUCCACACAACUUAAUGACGGUUAUGUUGGGCUACAACCAGGCCGUACAACGUCCAAAGCGUACAGUCGAGAUGAAACUCCAAAUCCCUAAUUUCCCGGAAACGUGUGAGGCUUUCACGGUCAUGCCUGUGCCAGAAGGAAAAGACGUUGUGCUGGGAAUGAAGUGGUUGCAAGAGAACAAUCCUGACAUUGAUAGGGAACAACUACGCAAGGGCAAGUGCGCCGAAGCGGUGUUUGCUGUUAAUCCACACGACUCUGAAAAGGCCGAACGUUUUAACCAACAAGGAUGGGACGCGUUAGUCGAAAAUCCAGCGUAUGAAGCCCUGGUCAAGUACCGCGAUACGGUGUUUCGCACUGAACUACCUAGUUCGACCCCUCCCGAUCGUGAGGGCAUCGAACAUGAAAUUCAGCUCUACCCUGGAGCACAAUCUAUUUCGGUGAAGCAAUGGCGCCAAAGCCCUAAACAACGCAAGGUGAUUCAAGACUGGACAAAAGAGAUGGUUCAGGCUGGAAUAAUUCGUCCCAGCACAUCGGCAUUUUGUGCGCCUACGUUUUGCGUUAAAAACCGGUUGGGUGGCGCAUUGUCCACGAUUAUCGCCAACGUAACAGUGCAACUAUUUUUGCCUGCUACUUCAAUGCCCAGGAAGGAAGACACAUAUUCCAUUACGGCGUUUUCGACCCCCAACGGUCUCUUUGAGUAUCUUGUCACUCCAAUGGGUUUGAGUGGAAGCCUUGGCACGUUUAACCGUUUGAUACAGCGUGUUUUUAGUGACUUGCAUGAUGUCAUGCGCAUAUACUUUGAUGACAUUUACGUGUACACGCAAGAUCAAGAUGUCCAGAAGCAUGUAGAUGCUCUGGAGCGAGUGCUUAUGCGCUACCAAGAACAGCAAUUGUAUGUGAAGCUGUCAAAGUGCCAAAUUUGUGCUAAAGAAAUCCCUUGUCUUGGUGAUUUCGUUGGUCGUAACGGUGUGCGCAUGGUUCCAGACAAAGUACGUAUUAUCAAGGAAUGGCCCGUGCCACGGACCAAGAAACAGAUGGAAAGUGUUUUUGGGUACGACAGUUUUGCAGGCCCGUUGCAUGAGAGUACUAAGGGUUUACGCCCGAAAGAAACCUUGCAUCUUACUGAUCAUCAACUUAAGUGUUUCGACGAACUUAAACGUCGACUUUCAACACUUCUAGUAUUACAACUUCCUGAUUUCGACAAAUCAUUUGCUAUCCGCAUGGAUGCCUCAAACUUUGCCAUAGGGGGAGUUUUGUUUCAAAACGAGGGAGGGUUGGAACAUCCAAUGGCAUAUACUGGUCGGAAGAUGAAACCUGUGGAACUGAACUAUGCUGUCCGAGAACAAGAACUGCUAGCUAUCAUGCAUGCACCUCGGGUUUGGCGCGUGUAUCUACUUGAUCGCCCAUUCACAUUCGAGACUGAUCACAAGAGUAUUGAGACUAUCUUGACGCAGAAGACAACAAACCGUCGUGUUGCUCGAUGGUUUAAUGAGCUCGCGGAAUUCCAUCCCCAAUUCAAGUGGAUUCCUGGGGACAGUAAUCAGGUUAGCUUAAGUGAACUAAUUGAAGCUGCGCGCAACAGGGAAAUAGUUGCCAGUAUCCAGACUACGAGUGUUACAGUAGCCCACUCGGCUAAACAACUUUACUCUACGGACAUUCGUGUUCAAAAGAUAUUGCAGAGUAUAGGUAGUGGUAAAGAGGUACCACGAUAUUCUGUGAACAAUGGAGUACUUUACUACCAAACACGCGAUGGUGUAAACUCGCGACUGGUGAUUCCGGAUAAUGAAGAUAUGAAGAACCGUAUUAUUUGUGAAAACCACGACGUGGUCACGGCAGGUCACCCUGGGUACUUCAAGACAUACUUAGGUGUCCAGAAGAAGCACUACUGGCUCAAGAUCUCAAAGUAUAUACAGCGCUACGUGAACAUAUGCGAGCUUUGUCAGCGCAAUAAAGCACGCCAAACAAAGCCUCCUGGACUCCUUCAGCCAUUGGAGAUUCUAGAAGGGUUGAUAUUUCGAUGGCCUUCAUGA
Messenger RNA from Phytophthora megakarya, 2442 nucleotides. NCBI's taxonomy places the organism in Eukaryota, Oomycota, Peronosporomycetes, Peronosporales, Peronosporaceae. The record is from the annotation of a GenBank genome assembly.